AUGGUCAGCCAUGUGCAAAGGAGGGAUUUCAGGCCAUCCAGGGGCACCCCUUGUAGGAACUGUUUCCAUGUCCUGCAAGAAUCCACUUUCACAACCUCCUCCUGCCUGGGGCCUUCAUCUCUAGAUAACACGCAGGCACUGCCCAGCCAUGCUCACUGUCUGGUUCUGUUCUUGUGUCUUGUGUUCCCACUUCAGGCACUGAAGGCCAAGAAGGCACUGAAAGACUCCAUCGAGGAUGUUUUAGGGGACCUCCUGGGAGAUGACACCUCCCUCCUGGAUCAGCCAGUCAAGUUCAAAGCCAGCACCAGAAACUCAGUGGGGGCAGCCCAGGCGCCUGCAAGGGCCAGAACCAAGUCCUUCCUGGGAGGCGAUGCCCGGGGCACUGCAGCAGAAUCAGCGGGAGCCAAGACUGAGGAUUCAGACAUCUCUGAGGCGGACCCACAGGCCUUGCUGCAGACUAUGAAGGAUCUGGAUGACAUGGACGCCGACCUGUUCAAGCCACGAGCAACAGCACUGGCCCCCAGCCGAGCAGCAGCAAAGGGCUCUGGGGACAAAGUGCUGCAGGGGACCCACCAGGCAGCUGGGGGCACCAUUCCAAACAGGAAGCCUCCUGGGAAGUUCUCCUUUGAAGACAUGGAAGACCCCCUGGCCGGGCUCCUCUCAGAUGAAGAGGGAAGUGCUGAGAAGCCCCUGGUGGAGACAGAAAAUCCAGCCCCUGUGCGGGGUCCAGGCCCCCCAGUUCCCCUGACUCCGGGCGACACCCCUAUCCACAAGAAGCCAGACCUGUUCGACGACGGGGACGAUGUGGUGGCCGUACUGGGGUUUGGUGACAGCCCCCGAGCAGACCGGAGGCCGACCGGGGAGCAGGAAGGGCCACGCCCCGCACGCUCUCGGCUGGAUGAGCUACUGGGCCGAGGCACGGCUGCCACACUCCUGACCCGCCCGGGCACCGGGGAGCAUCGGGAGUUCAAGCUGGAUAGGAAGUACCAGAGGCCACAGGACAAAGAAGAGCCAGGGUCCGAGGAGGAUUUGGACUUCACCUUUGGAGCCUACCAGCCCACCGUGGGCUCCUCCCACAGUCGCCAAACCCGCCGCCAGGCCGUCAGGUUCUCAGCAGAAGGCGCUGCAGAUUCCAAGAGUGAACCAGGCUCUAAGCCAAGCGUUGUGUCCAGCCCUGCCACUCAGCCCCGCAAGGGAGGCGCCGACUGGCUGGGCCUCAAGGAUGUGGAUGUCGACACGGGUCUGGAUCUGGAUCCAUCCUCCACAGCUCCCACUAGGGAGGCCCGAAGCGGCACCUCUUUGCACUCCAUGUCCGCCCUGCCCCCUUCGGGGAGCCAGCGCGCACCCUCCGGCCCCAGCUCUGCCCCGCCAGACCUGGCCACCCAGCACAGGGGUCCGCUGACCCAAGGCAGCCCAGCGCCCCGGCGUGGAGCACCCGAUGAUGAUGACCAGGCAGAGGAUUGGUUGAGCCAUGCCCUGUCCCGGAAGAGGGCGCAGGGCCUGGCCAGAGAGGACCGAGAGGCCGCCUCGGGAGACCCCAGCUCUGGGGGCCUGCCCAUGGCUAGUGCCCCGGGGAAGCGCUCGGACACAGCAGUACAGGAGUCUCCAGCUCAGCUGGCUCCCACGAGGCUGGCCGUGACCCCCAAACAAGCCACCAUGAACCUCGGUGCAGGGGACCCCAAGCAGGAAGCAGCCCCGAGACACCGCUCUGGCCCAGAGCCUGUAGGUACCAACCGGGGCCUCCCAGAACCCGAAGGCAUCUCUGCACCCUUCCAGGGUCUGGGUAUACCCAGGAGCAGCGGUGCCCAUGGCAGUGGUCACCCACAGUCCCUGCUUCCCGAGUCCCUGCCGGCCCCUACCUUCCCGAAGCUGCCGCAGGCACCAUUGCAGAGUGAGGUGGGUGAGCUCCAGGCCCAGCUGCUGCAGAGCCAGGCCCGGCAGGCCGAGCUGGAGACCCAGGUGCGGAAACUGGAGCUGGAGCGAGCCCAGCACGCGUUGCUGCUAGAGAGUUUGCAGCAGCGACACCAGGUGGACCUGGAGCUCCUGGAGAACACACACAGAAACCGCCUCAAGGUGCUGGAGACAUCCAGCCAGCAGCGGGAAGAGCGGCUGCAACGUGAGAACCAGGAGCUGUCGGAGCGGUACCUGUCAAAGUGUCAGGAAGUCCAGCAGGCCUGCGCCGAGCUCAGCGCCCAACACCAGCGGCGACUGGCCACUGCCCUGCAGGAAAAGGACCAGGAGCUGGAGCGGCUUCAGGAGCUGCAGCGAGCCUCCAUCCAGGAGAUGCGCAAGGACCAUGAGGAGCAGCUACAGCGGCUGAAAGCACUGAAGGAGCGUGAGAUCGACGCAGUGACCAGUGCCACUUCCCACACACGGUCGCUGAACGGCGUCAUCGAGCAGAUGGAGAUGUUCUCCAGCAGCCUGCAGGAGCUGACAUCACGCGUCGAGGCCUCACACGUCACAGCUGCCCAGGAGCGGGAGCUGGGUGUGCGGCAGCGGGACGAGCAGCUUCGAGUGAUGCAGGAGCGCCUGGCCCGGGAGCAGCGGGACAUGGAAGAGGAGCGAGGCCGCCUGCAGGAGAUGGUGGGCCGGAUGGAGGCGCGCCUGACGGAGCAGAGCCGGCAGCUGGAGCAGGAGCGCUGGCGGAUGAGUGCAGAGCAGUCCAAGGCGGAGUCCAUGCAACGCACCCUCGAGGAGCAGAAGAAGGCCGUGGGCCAGCAAAUGACCAUGGAGCGGGAAGAGCUGGAGAAGGCCAAGACCGCCCUGCUGCAGGAACAGAAAUCCGUCAUGGACAAAUGCGGGGAGGAGCGGAGGCGCCUGGCAGCCGAGUGGAGCGAGUUCUUGGCGCAGCAGAAGUUGAGUAAGGAGCGGGCAGAGCGUGAUGCCGAGCGGGCGCUGCAGGUGGACAGCCAGCGGGAGGGCACCCUCGUCAGCCUGGCCAAGGAGCAGGCUGAGCUCAAGAUCAGGGCCACCGAGCUGCGUGCCAAGGAGGACCAGCUGGUGGCCGAGCGCGAGGCGCUGGAGCGGGAGCGGCAGGAGCUACGGCUGGAGAAAGAGCGAGUCAGUGCUGCUGCCCUGCGCCUGCGACACCGCUCCGAGGAGGUGGAGCGCAUGAGCCAGGUGGCCUCGGAGAAGUACCAGGAGGGGGAGCAGGCGCUGCAGAAGGCCCAGCAUAUCCGCUCUGAGCAGCAGGCCCGGCUCCAGCUGGUGCAGCAGCAGCAGCAAAAGCUCCGGGAGCAGGAACACCACAUGCACCAGGAGCAACUGAGCCUGGCCCAGCAGAGACUCCAGCUCGACCGAGUCCAACAGGACCUGCCGUCUCUCCCCGCCAGGCUGCUCCCCACGAUUCCAGGCCCUGUGGCCCCUAGUCUAAGCGUGCCUGUUGAGCCCGUCCCUGCCCCUCAGAGCAGCCGUCUGCUGGCUCCGGGCCCUGCGAUGCUCCAUGCCAGGCUACUGCUGCUGAGACACACAGCCCAGCAGGAUCACGACUUCCUGGAGGAGGAGCGAAUCUUCCUGCAGACCCUGAAGGGCGCCCACUCGGCCUGAGAACCCACUGCCCACCAGCUGCUGCUCCAGGACUGGGAGUGUAGUGUGCCUAAGCCCAGGAUUUACUGCCUCACCUCAGACAUCCUGCUCUGACCCCUCGUCAGGGGAGAUACCUGAGCCUCUGUCAGACUCUGAGCAGCGGUUAUUGGGGGUGGGGCCUAAACGGGCCUCCUGUAGGGUAUGUGGAUAUCCCGGAUCCCAGCUGCCCAUUCUGAGGCGACAGCUAAGGAAGGGGAGAGGUUUAUCCCAAGCCCCCUCCAAAACUGGUGGUGGGUGAAGAGAAUGCAGGGAGCCCUGCUGCCCCCCAGGGCCACCUGUGCCUUCUCUGUAUGUGGAGAUUCCUGUGCCCAGAACAUGAGGACAAAUGGACUCUAAUAAAGCGGAUCAUUUUUUUAA
Molecule: messenger RNA, 3942 nt
Organism: Suncus etruscus (white-toothed pygmy shrew)
Lineage: Eukaryota; Metazoa; Chordata; Mammalia; Eulipotyphla; Soricidae
Gene: FBF1
Product: Fas binding factor 1
Exons: 29
Coding region: 1-3546 (1181 amino acids)
Biological process (GO): cilium assembly; establishment of epithelial cell polarity
Cellular component (GO): ciliary transition fiber; centriole; ciliary basal body
Source: RefSeq, a predicted model, not a curated record